UUCACGCCUUUGGACCCCACUUUUUUUUCUUUCUUUUUUUUUUUGGACAAUGUCCCGCCUGAGCGCUUUUGCCACGGUGGUGUCGCAAGUUUACAUGGUGGUCAUGUUGGUCUGCAGGGUUUCAGCGUCCAACGUGACAGAAGAAGCGUCCACGUGCCCGCUGGGAUAUUUCCCCUGUGGCAACCUGACCAAGUGUCUCCCACAAGUCUUGCACUGCAACGGCGCCGACGACUGCGGCAACCAAGCGGACGAGGAGAACUGUGGAGACAACAACGGGUGGCCUCACCUCCUGGACAAAUACUUUGGGAUACCGAGCCACAACACGGGGACAAAGUCCAACGUGUGCUUGCUGGGCAGUAUCCCCGAGCCGUGCCAGUGUCUGGACCUGGAGCUGGACUGUGAAGGGGCGCAGUUCCACGACGUCCCAGCGGUGGCCGUCAACGUCACCAUGAUGUCCUUGCAGAGGAAUCAUCUCCAGCGACUGAAAACAGACGCUUUCUUCAUGUACCAGAGUCUGCAAAAACUAUACCUGCAGCACAACAGGAUUGCAGAAGUGAGUCCAGGUGCAUUCAGAGGACUGUAUAAUCUCACAAGGCUAUAUUUGAACCACAACAAGAUUUCCCUGCUGAAGCCCGGUGUGUUCAGGGACCUGCACAAGCUGGAGUGGUUGAUCUUAGAGAACAACAACAUCCAUCAAGUCUCCUCCAAGGCCUUUUCUGGCCUCAACUCGCUGGUCUUGUUGGCUUUGUUGAACAACUCUUUGACGAGGCUGGAAGACGUCUGUCAAGAAAUGCCCAGGCUGAACUGGCUGGACAUGGAGGGGAAUCUUAUCGAGAGGCUUGACGACGCCUCUUUCUACUCGUGCAGCAUGCUGACAGUUCUGGUUCUGCAGCGCAACAAGAUCAGUCACAUUCAAGAGCAAGCCUUCGCCGUCCUCCAAAAGCUUGGAGAGCUAGAUCUUUCCAGCAACAGACUGAUGAAGAUUCCUCCUAAUCUUUUUGUCCUGCUGGGGGAUUUGCUUCAACUAAACAUUUCCUACAAUCCCAUUGUGGAGCUUCAAGUGGAUCACUUUGACAAACUGCACAGGCUGAAGUCAUUGAGCAUAGAGGGCAUCGAAAUCGGGAACAUCCAACGCCGCAUGUUUGAGCCUCUGAAACAUCUGACUCACAUCUACUUCAAGAAGUUCCAGUACUGCGGGUACGCGCCGCACGUGCGCAGCUGCAAGCCCAACACGGACGGCAUCUCCUCCUUCGAGGACCUGCUGGCCAACAUCGUGCUGAGGGUCUUCGUCUGGGUGGUCUCGGCCACCACCUGCCUGGGCAACGUCUUCGUCAUCUGCAUGCGCUCGUACAUCCGCUCGGAGAACAAGCUGCACGCCAUGUGCAUCAUCUCCCUCUGCUGUGCAGACGGGCUGAUGGGAAUCUACCUCUUCAUGAUCGGCGCGUACGACCUAAAGUUCCGCGGCGAGUACAACCGCCACGCCCAGGCCUGGAUGGACAGCAGUCAGUGUCAGGUGAUCGGCUCCCUGGCCAUGCUGUCCACAGAGGUGUCGGUCCUGCUGCUCACCUACCUCACGUUGGAGAAGUACAUCUGCAUCGUCUACCCUUUCCGAUACUUGACGCCGGGUUGGCGGCGCACGGUCACCAUCCUGCUGGGGAUUUGGGUGUUCGGGUUCGUGGUGGCCUUCUUGCCGCUGGUGAGCAAGGGGCUGUUUCGAAACUUCUACGGGACCAACGGCGUUUGCUUCCCGCUGCACUCGGAGCAGCCCGAGACGGCGUGGGCUCACGUCUACUCCAUCGUCAUUUUCCUGGGCCUGAACCUGGUGGCCUUCUUGAUCAUCGUCCUCUCCUAUGCAAGCAUGUUCUACAACAUACAGCGAACGGGCAACCAGACCGCCAUGUACAGCAACCACAUCAAGAAGGAGGUGACCAUCGCCAAGCGCUUCUUCUCCAUUGUCAUCACCGACUCCCUCUGCUGGAUCCCCAUCUUCGUGCUCAAGAUUCUGUCGCUGCUGCAGGUGGAAAUUCCCGGUACCAUUAGCUCGUGGGUGGUGGUGUUUAUCCUCCCCAUCAACAGCGCCCUCAACCCCAUCCUCUACACGCUGACCACGCGUCCCUUUAAAGAGACGCUCAUGCAGGUCUGGGCCAACUACAGGCAGAGGAGGCCGGCGGUCAGCACGCAUCCCGUCCAUCAUCCCUCGCUCACCUGGCAGGAGAUGUGGCCGCUGCAGGACGCCCACCCCGUCCCCGCCGCCGCGGCCGGGCGCCAGGACGCCACGCUGCCCCCUGUGGAAAAUAACCGCAAUGACACGGGAGUAUGUGGGCCGCGUGAGACCGGCGACGUGUCGCUUCGCGCCGAAGCCCAGUGAACAUGUGACACGGGUGAGUGAGGAACCGUAGGAACGCCGUCUGCUGGAUCGGGCGGGUCACCGCCUCGCUUGGUCCUGACGCCAGCAGACUGUAACGGCGGGCAAAUGGGACGAAAACUCCCGGACCAAAAAAAAUCCAACAAAUGUCAAAAUCGAAUGUCUUCUUCCUGGCGAUGUUAGGCGGGGAUUUAUUGAAGUACCUCAAAACCUGCCUUGGCGGAGGUCAUCCAUGGCUAACAGCUGGAGCCACAGAAGCUCCGGCAUGGAAAGGGCAACUGCACUUUUUUGGAAUGUUCUCUAUCAUCAUUCACAAUCUUCACGUGAGAGAAGCACUCACGCCUUUUCCUUUUUUUAACGCAUGCUAACUCGUGGAUAAACGUUAGCACGAGUCGGCCGACAACGGAGCUGACGUAUUCAUGUCACAGACACCUCCGCGUUUUGUGUUAGAUGUAAAUAGAAACA
This is a messenger RNA of Nerophis lumbriciformis (worm pipefish), 2830 nucleotides long. RefSeq names its product relaxin family peptide receptor 1 (gene rxfp1). Gene Ontology annotation, biological process: adenylate cyclase-activating G protein-coupled receptor signaling pathway; activation of adenylate cyclase activity; hormone-mediated signaling pathway. Gene Ontology annotation, molecular function: protein binding; G protein-coupled peptide receptor activity. Lineage: Eukaryota; Metazoa; Chordata; Actinopteri; Syngnathiformes; Syngnathidae. Gene Ontology annotation, cellular component: plasma membrane. The record is from RefSeq and is a predicted model, not a curated record.